Messenger RNA from Acaulospora colombiana, 1650 nucleotides. Lineage: Eukaryota; Fungi; Glomeromycota; Glomeromycetes; Diversisporales; Acaulosporaceae. The record is from the annotation of a GenBank genome assembly.
AUGGCUUCAUUAGCAGGAGUGUCGUCAAUAUCGAUAAGAGGAGGCCCGCUGGAAGGUGGGGACGUCAGAAAAGUCAGCCCCUUCGUGGUUAACGGCAACACUGGGAUUGCGGCCAUGCACGUCGUUGUAACGGAACCAACCAAACUAAUAAUCAUCGAUAAAGCUCAAGAUGAGCCUGUCAGAUAUCCCAGCGGAAAGGCAGUGAUCUCAUUGGAGUACGAAAUCACCGAUGGCACAACGAGAUUCUUAGAACUAAACACGAACACUUUCUGUUCGGCCGGAGGAUUCUUGGCCGAUGGAACGUUGGUUAAUACUGGCGGUGCUGAAUUGAGUGGCAAAUAUAACGAGGGGUUCCAAAGUCUACGCACCAUUAAGCCGUGUCAAGACGGAAAAUGCCAAUGGACCGAAGAUCCCAAAGGUUUGACCUCACAUAGAUGGUACCCAUCAGCCGUGUCAUUAUCGGAUGGAAGAUUGUUCAUUCUUGGUGGAUCAAAUCAAUCUACCGCUAUCAAUAGUGAGACUAUCAAUAAUCCCACUUAUGAAUUUUACCCGAAGACCGACCCAAACCCAGUUCAUUUCCAAUUCUUGGUCGAUACCCUUCCAUUUAACCUCUACCCGUCAAUUCACCUGAUGCCAGGACCGGCCAAUCAAACUCAGCUCUUUAUCUUCGCCAACCGAGAUAGCAUAAUCUGGGACUGGAAAACAAACACCAUCGUGAAAAAAUUGCCGCAAAUUCCCGGCGCUCCACGGAGUUACCCAUUAACCGGCACAUCUGUUAUGUUACCUUUAGACCCCGAUGACAACUACAGACCCCAAGUGAUUAUAUGCGGUGGUAAUGAGAAACGUGAUCGCACGAAUCUGGCUGAUGAUUCUUGCGGUAGAAUUGAUUUGUCGAAUUUGGAUAAGGCCGCCUGGGAAAUGGAUAAUUUUGGUGGGUUUGGUAGGGUGAUGCCUGAUGGUGUGAUUCUGGCCGACGGUAAAACCUUGUUCUUAAACGGUGCUGGACGCGGGAUUGCUGGUUAUAACUCCAAAGAUAAAAAGACCGGUGUUGUGACGCAACAGGCGGACCAACCUGUCCUCACACCAGUCCUCUAUGACUUCCGAAAACCAUUGGGACAAAGAUUCUCGACGCAGGGCGCUUCCGAAAUUCCAAGAUUAUAUCAUUCUGUGGCAACUCUCAUUCCGGAUGGUCGCGUAUUUGUUGCCGGAAGCAGUCCACAGGCAAAUGUUGUAACAAAUAAUACCGAAUUUCCUACCGAAUUUCGCGUGGAAUAUUUUAGUCCUUCUUAUGUCUCGCAAACCAAAUCGCCUCGCCCUACCAUAACAAGUGUGGCCGGACAAACGAAUCUUAACAAAGGCGCCGUACGCGUGUCGUACAAUUCAAAGGUGUCGGUGACCGUGAAACUUAAUGUGCCAAGCGGAGUAUUCACAGCCGCACUGAUGCACUACGGGUUCGUGACUCAUUCAACUCACAUGUCUCAGAGAUAUGUCAUAUGCAAAGUCGAAAAUGUCAAAGCCACGAGUGGCGGUUUUACGAUGGAUGUCUUGAUGCCUCCGAAUCCCAAUAUUAUCGCUCCUGGCGUAAACUAUUUGUCUAUUAAUAAUCGCGGGAUACCUGCUAUUAGCGCCAUUCAAGUUCUUAUUUCCUGA